Molecule: messenger RNA, 583 nt
Organism: Chrysochloris asiatica (Cape golden mole)
Lineage: Eukaryota; Metazoa; Chordata; Mammalia; Afrosoricida; Chrysochloridae
Gene: GKN2
Product: gastrokine 2
Exons: 6
Coding region: 29-583 (184 amino acids)
Biological process (GO): regulation of cell population proliferation
Source: RefSeq, a predicted model, not a curated record
CAACUUGCUCUUCCUCCCCACAGGCAAAAUGAAAAUCCUUGUGAUAUUUCUGGUGGUGCUGGCCACCUUUGGGGCACUGUCUCAUGGAUAUGAGGUUUAUAACAUCAUCAACCCAGUCAACAAUGGUGGCAAUGUUCAGGAGACCGUGACAAUUGACAAUGAAAAGAACACCGCCAUCAUCAAUGUCCAUGCAGGGUCCUGCUCUUCCACCACGGUUUUUGACUACAAACAUGGCUACAUCGCUUCGAGGCUGCUCUCCCGAAGGGCCUGCUAUAUCCUGAAAAUGAAUCAUGAAAACAUUCCUGCUCUGGACCAACUCAAACGGUUCAUCUUCGAGAGGAAGGCUCUGAACACCAUGUUCUCCAACAAAUACACCUGGGUUAAGUACAACCCUCUGGAGUCUCUUAUCACAGACGUGAACUGGUUCCUGUUUGGGUCACCCAUUGAGAAUCUCUGCAAACACAUCCCCUUGUACAAGGGGGAAGUGGUUGAAAAGACGCAUGACAUUGGUGCUGGAGGCUGUGCAAAGGCUGGAGUGCUGGGCAUCUUGGGAAUUUCCAUCUGUGCAGAUAUUCGAGUUUAA